AUGUGCAAACACGAACUCUAUCACUUCCAGGCCUGCAACCACUUCGGCAUCGAGAUCCAUGAAGUCUGCAGCGGUGCUCUCUUCACAAGUGGCUUGAAAGGCUACCUGCCGAUCUGCAAACCUGACAAGAUCUUCCGACACUUCACCGGCGAUGAAAUCCACCUUACUGUCACCGUGCUCUGGCAUGACAUCGACGGCGCCUGUCGAGAGUGUGUAGAGAAACACCACAUGGACGACACCAUCUACCAGACCGACGAGGUCCAUAGAAGCAUCCACCCGGCCGCCAUCAAGGCCUCUCACCCGCCCCUCGACCCCCUGGCCCGCGGCCCCUACGUCUUCGUGCCGCGCAUCGCUGGCUCGGUCUUCCGCCUCAUCGGCGCAGGCCAGAUCGCCCGCGACCACUGGUGGGCCGAGGGCCCCACGAUUGUCUUCCCGCAGACAGUGCUGCGCCCGACCUGGGGACAGCUGCGCGGCCAGCCCGGAGCCGCCGCCGCCGCCGACAAGCUCGAGGUCCGAGGGCAGUGGAAGGCCUCCGGCACGGAGGUCGACGCCGAGGAGCUGGACGACCUCCACGGCCUGCUGGGCAUCAGCGAGAAGGGCAUGACGCGCCAGGACAUCACGGACAUCAUGGCCGAGAUCCAGUUCAACCAGGGCCUCGAGUCGCUGGGCGCGAAGUGGGCUCAGAUGUGGGCGUCCAGCUUUGCUGGUCGUGGCAUGCCCUCGGAGCUGUUCAACGAGACGGUCGAGGAGUUGAUGGUGAGGGCCGGCAUCGACGGAGAAGAGGAAGACUAG
Messenger RNA from Thyridium curvatum, 792 nucleotides. RefSeq lists its product as uncharacterized. The transcript has 4 exons. Bases 1 to 792 code for a protein of 263 amino acids. The record is from RefSeq and is a predicted model, not a curated record. NCBI's taxonomy places the organism in Eukaryota, Fungi, Ascomycota, Sordariomycetes, Thyridiales, Thyridiaceae.